GACAGAAAUUUAUGAAUCAAAACAACAACAUUCGAUUUUGAUCUGAAAUUUUUGGAACUUUCCAAUCCGGCAAUAAAAAUCUAACACCAUGAGCGCACUCGUCUUGUUCCGCUCCGUUCGCCGGAUCACACCUCAGCUGUGGACACGCUCUUCAUCCUGCUUGACCAGCCGACUUCAAGUCCCAACUCAACCUCACACCGUUCCCGAAUGCUCGCCCCUGCACCGGCAAGUCACCAUCACCAACCUCCGUUCCGUCACGACCAACCCGAACGACUUCAUCGCCGCGUCCCUCAUCGAUUCCGUAACGUUCGAGGCGGUCUGCUCGGACACGCUCGAAUCGCUGUGCGACUACUUCGAGCAGCUGGUCGAGGAGACGAGCUUCCUGAAGGCGGCCGACGUGACGUACGGGGACGGCGUCCUCACGGUGAACCUGGGCCAACCGUACGGGACGUACGUGAUCAAUCGGCAGUCGCCGAACCGGCAGAUUUGGCUCAGCUCGCCCACGAGUGGGCCCAAGCGGUACGACUUUGUUCCGGACAAGUCCACGGUGAACGAGGGCUGCUGGGUGUACAAGCACGAUGGGGUGUCGCUGCACGAGCUGUUGCAGGAGGAGAUGGGCGCGAUUACGAAGGGCGAGGUGCAGUUUUUGGAGCUGCCGCACAGUAGGAGGAAGUAGGAGUUGAGCUGGGGUGGGACGGAACUAGUACUUUUAGGUAGGACAACAGGGAAUCCAAACGAAUGUUAAUAAAUUGAUUGAAGCGCUUUAUUUGAGA
This is a messenger RNA of Culex quinquefasciatus (southern house mosquito), 773 nucleotides long. It is a transcript of the gene fh, whose product is annotated as frataxin homolog, mitochondrial. The transcript has a single exon. NCBI's taxonomy places the organism in Eukaryota, Metazoa, Arthropoda, Insecta, Diptera, Culicidae. Gene Ontology annotation, molecular function: ferroxidase activity; 2 iron, 2 sulfur cluster binding; ferrous iron binding. The record is from RefSeq and is a predicted model, not a curated record. Gene Ontology annotation, cellular component: mitochondrion. The coding region runs from base 89 to 676 and encodes 195 amino acids. Gene Ontology annotation, biological process: intracellular iron ion homeostasis; iron incorporation into metallo-sulfur cluster.